This is a messenger RNA of Purpureocillium lilacinum, 1275 nucleotides long. RefSeq lists its product as uncharacterized. NCBI's taxonomy places the organism in Eukaryota, Fungi, Ascomycota, Sordariomycetes, Hypocreales, Ophiocordycipitaceae. Gene Ontology annotation, cellular component: cytosol. Gene Ontology annotation, molecular function: translation initiation factor activity; GDP-dissociation inhibitor activity; eukaryotic initiation factor eIF2 binding. The record is from RefSeq and is a predicted model, not a curated record. Gene Ontology annotation, biological process: translational initiation; formation of cytoplasmic translation initiation complex; formation of translation preinitiation complex.
AUGUCCCUCAUCAACGUCCGUCGCGAUGUCAGCGACAACUUCUAUCGCUACAAGAUGGAGCGUCUCCAGACCAAGAUUGAGGGCAAGGGUAACGGCAUCAAAACCGUCGUCGUCAACCUGCCCAGCGUUGCCGCCUCCUUGGCACGCCCGCCCUCCUACAUCAACAAGUACUUCGGCUUCGAGUUGGGUGCCAUGACCAACGACCAGCCCAAGGACGACCGUUGGAUCAUCAACGGCGCUCACGAGGCCAGCAAGCUCCAGGACCAUCUCGACGGCUUCAUCAACAAGUUCGUGCUCUGCAAGAAGUGCAAGAACCCUGAGACCGAUGUCCACAUCAUCGGCAAUGACCGCAUUCUCCUUGACUGCAAGGCCUGCGGCCAGCGCACCGAGGUCGAUCUUCGCCUCAAGCUCAGCGGCUACAUCCUCAAGAACCAAGCCACCAAGAAGGGCAAGAACAAGGCUGAGCGUCGCGCCGCCAAGAGAGCCAAGCAGCAGAAUGGCAACGGCGCCAAGGAGAACGGCAAUGGCAGCGGUGGCGAAGACGGCUCCGAGCAUGGCUCCAACGAGGCCGAGGAGAACGGUGACGCCCCUGGCAGCGACGAUGAGUUCCAGAAGGUUGCAGCCGCAGCCCCUGAGGCGGACAUUGAGGUCAAGGACGACGAGUGGGCCGUUGACAUGAGCGAGGAGGCCGUCAAGGCCCGUCAGGCCCAGCUUCCUGGUGAGUUCAAGCAGAAGCUCAGCCUCAACGAUGACGAUGAUGAGGACGGCGAGGGUGGCGGCAACACCGUCUACGAUGAGCUUGGCAACUGGAUCCAGCAGGAGGCCGAGGAGAAGGGCGGCAUUGACAAGGUCGACUCCAUCAACGUCUACCUCAAGGCCAAGGAGCUCGAGAUCGAGGGCAAGCACCGCACGGUUCUCGUGCUCGCCCAGACGCUGUUUGACAAGAACAUCUGUGCCCAGAUCCCGAAGCGCGCCAGCAUGCUUAAGCAGAUCAUCUCUUCCGAGCGCCACGAGAAGGCCCUGCUUGGAGGUACCGAGCGCCUCAUCGGCGGCCUCGCCGCGGACAACGCCGACAUGUACCAGCAGAUUGUCAAGAUCCUGCAGCUCUACUAUCACCAUGACCUCGUCAGCGAGGAGGUGGUGACCAAGUGGGGCUCCAAGGCCAGCAAGAAGUACGUGGACCUCUCCACCUCGAGGAAGAUCCGCAAGGCUGCCGAGCCAUUCCUCAAGUGGCUCGAGGAGGCCGACGAGGAGGAGUCCUCUGAGGAGGAGUAA